AUUCGAUAUCGGGCACACUCGUUCAUUCAGUGCGCAUGGCAACUUUCUUCGACCGCUAGUACGCAUGCGCGAAUCGUGUCAAACGGUGACGGUGCGGCUCUCUCCGAGUUAACCUCUUACAUUUAUUUAUUGUGAAAAUAACAAAAUAAUUAGUCAAAAUGCAUAAUGAAAUACUUGGAAUGCGUAUUAAUUCCACGCUAGUGGAUAUAGCAAAUGUGUCUUCGUGUUUAUUUUGUUUGUAUAUGUUAAGUAAAGCGUUUUUGGUUCCGUUUUAUACCUACGUUAUUGCUCCUAAGUUUAACAAAGUGAAUUUCAAAGCAUAUGGAAAAUGGGCAUUGGUUACGGGUUGCACCGAUGGUAUUGGCAAGGAGUACGCAAGACAGUUGGCCGCUGUGGGCUGUGAUAUCAUUCUAGUCAGCCGUUCUAUGGAGAAGCUGCAGGCGACCGCUCAGGAAAUAGAAAAGGAUUUCAACGUUUCGACGAAAAUCAUUCAAGUAGACUUCACUGGUGGUGAUGAGAUCUACGAUACUAUUGAAAAGGAAAUAGCAGGGCUUGAGAUUGGAACCCUCGUCAAUAAUGUUGGAAUCUCCUAUACCUACCCAGAAUACUUUCUGGACUUGGUCGAAAUGGACAAGGUCUUCCAAAAACUUUUGAAGGCCAACAUCGUGUCGGUGACUCGUAUGACCCACAUGGUUUUACCUGGUAUGGUAAGCAGGGAGAGGGGUAUCGUCAUCAACAUUGGAUCCGCUUCAUCCAUCAUCCCCAGCCCUAUGCUGACUGUCUACGCUGCUACUAAGGCUUACGUUGACAAGUUCACCGAGGGUUUAGACAUGGAAUACUACAUGAAGAACAUUCUUUUUCAAUGCGUAAUGCCUGGAUUCGUUUGCUCCAACAUGUCAGGUAUCCGAAGGAGCUCUCUCUUCGCUCCCACAGCCAAAACCUUCGUAAAAUCUGCUCUAAGCCUCGUCGCUGUUGAGAAGAGGACUGCCGGCUACUACCCUCAUGAGUUCUUCGUUGAUUGUCUCAAUAUCCUAGUAACAGCUUCCUACAACUUCGGAGUAUGGAUCGUCACCAGGUCCAUGAAGAACAGCCGUCUGAAGUGCCUCAAGAAAAUGAAAAAACAGACAGGAAAACUGGGUGCCUAAGUUAAUUUAUUUUUAGGAUAAUAACACUCCUUGUUUCGUUUACGUA
Molecule: messenger RNA, 1191 nt
Organism: Spodoptera exigua (beet armyworm)
Lineage: Eukaryota; Metazoa; Arthropoda; Insecta; Lepidoptera; Noctuidae
Source: the annotation of a GenBank genome assembly